AUGGGAGAGGAGUCUAUUGAUUCGGGGGCCAUGCUACAAGGUCAAGCUGAGAUAUGGCAAUACAUGUUCAACUUUGCAGACUCAAUGGCUUUGAAAGCCGCCGUGGAGCUCCGAAUAGCCGACAUAAUCCACUCCCAUGGCUCUCCGAUCACCUUGUCCAAAAUCGCCUCCGGCAUUGCCUCUUCAUCCCCGGACACCACCUGCCUUGCCCGAAUCAUGAGACUGCUAGUCCGCAAGAAGAUCUUCACCGCCAAUUCUCAAUCCAACGGUGGAGAGCCGCUCUACGGUCUCACCCCUUCCUCCAAAUGGUUACUACAUGAUACGGAUUUAAGUCUCGCCCCGAUGCUACUCAUAGAAAAUCACCCAUGGGCAGUGGCACCGUGGCAUUGCCUGAGUAGCUGUGUGAAAGAAGGUGGGAUUGCAUUCAAGAAGGCUAAUGGACAUGAGGUAUGGGAAUUUGCAGCACUCAAUCCUGAAUUCAACCAGAUGUUCAAUGAAGGCAUGGCGUGUACGUCGAAGAUCGCACUGAGGGCGAUCAUUUCGGGUUACGAAGAUGGGUUUGGCUGCGUGAAAUCGGUGGUGGAUGUGGGUGGUGGCACAGGUGCAGCCAUGGCGGAGAUUGUGAAGGCUUAUCCGCAUAUAAAGGGGAUCAACUUUGAUUUGCCGCAUGUGGUGAAGACAGCGCCGGAGUACCAUGGAAUUUCUCAUGUUGGUGGUGACAUGUUUGAGGUCAUUCCUAAAGCUGACGCAGUCUUCAUGAAGAAGGCUAAUGGACAUGAGGUAUGGGAAUUUGCAGCACUCAAUCCUGAAUUCAACCAGAUGUUCAAUGAAGGCAUGGCGUGUACGUCGAAGAUCGCACUGAGGGCGAUCAUUUCGGGUUACGAAGAUGGGUUUGGCUGCGUGAAAUCGGUGGUGGAUGUGGGUGGUGGCACAGGUGCAGCCAUGGCGGAGAUUGUGAAGGCUUAUCCGCAUAUAAAGGGGAUCAACUUUGAUUUGCCGCAUGUGGUGAAGACAGCGCCGGAGUACCAUGGAAUUUCUCAUGUUGGUGGUGACAUGUUUGAGGUCAUUCCUAAAGCUGACGCAGUCUUCAUGAAGGUGAGAUUUGAAUCCAAUAACCCACGACCACCCACAACACGAAAACACGCGACUCCCUCUACCUCUGCAAGCUUUAGUUGUGUAUGGUGGGAAGUCCCUUCCCACACCUACUCUAGUGGGACCCCUCCUACAGAUUUUGUUUGCCCCAUUAUAAAUGAUAAUUGA
Messenger RNA from Ilex paraguariensis (yerba mate), 1260 nucleotides. The record is from the annotation of a GenBank genome assembly. Lineage: Eukaryota; Viridiplantae; Streptophyta; Magnoliopsida; Aquifoliales; Aquifoliaceae.